AUGGGUUCUAUCGUUCCUAACCAUGGCCCUUUCCCCAAGAUUCCUCCGGGGCAUGGCAAGAUCACACUCGGUGCAUUUGUCUUCGAUGGCAUGGAUCUGCUCGAUCUGAUGGGUCCCAUGCGCAUCUUUGGUGAAGAAAUUAACAAGUUGGACAUUGAGAUCAUAUUUAUUGGUGUCACUAUGAAAUCUGCCCGUUCUUCGCAGCAGGUCGAAGUCACCCCUCACUACACGCUUGAGACAGCCCCUAAAUUAGACCUCUUUUUCAUGCCUGGAGGCAUUGGAACCCGUACCAUUUGCGAACAGCCGGAUCUGAUGAGGCUGAUUUCAACCCGGAUUCAGGAGGCAAUCUGGGUCAUGACUGUCUGCACUGGCGCCGGUAUUUUGGCCAAGAGUGGUUAUAUUGAUGGCCACAGAGCCACUACCAAUAAGUCUGUCUUUGAGUGGGCUGCAUCCCAUGGACCCAACGUCGAUUGGAUCAAGAGAGCACGCUGGGUGCAGGAUAGCAAGUUCGUUACUUCCUCGGGCGUCUCUGCUGGUAUUGAUGCGGCCUUGUACGUCCUUUCGGAGCUGACCAGUCCUGAUACUGCGCAAGCUGUCGCUGUUGAAAUCGAAUAUACCUGGCAUAAGGUUGCUGAGGAGGAUCCUUUCGCUGACAUGUACGAGUACACCCGCUCUUAA
Messenger RNA from Lobosporangium transversale, 678 nucleotides. Its product is annotated as ThiJ/PfpI domain-containing protein. The record is from RefSeq and is a predicted model, not a curated record. The coding region runs from base 1 to 678 and encodes 225 amino acids. Lineage: Eukaryota; Fungi; Mortierellomycota; Mortierellomycetes; Mortierellales; Mortierellaceae. The transcript is spliced from 6 exons.